Messenger RNA from Sphaeramia orbicularis (orbiculate cardinalfish), 437 nucleotides. RefSeq names its product E3 ISG15--protein ligase HERC5-like. The record is from RefSeq and is a predicted model, not a curated record. The transcript is spliced from 5 exons. NCBI's taxonomy places the organism in Eukaryota, Metazoa, Chordata, Actinopteri, Kurtiformes, Apogonidae. The coding region runs from base 18 to 413 and encodes 131 amino acids.
UCCUGCGCCCAGAGGAAAUGAUGCUCCCGAAUUCUCCAGUGAAAGACAUUGCCGGAGGAUCUUGGCAUAGCCUACUUCUCACUGAUGGUGGGAAUGUCUUCUCCUGGGGGAUGGGGCAAGAGGGACAGCUUGGACUUGGAGAGAAAACAGUUCAUGUCUCUACUCCAUGUCUCCUUAGUUAUUCUCAACUCGUCGAGGUCACACAUCUACAAGCAGGAGACAGCUACAGUGCAGCUGUGACAGCAGGUGGAGAGCUGCUGCUUUGGGGUCAAAUCCCUUGCGUGUCUUGGGUCAGUGAUCAUCCAGGCCUCAAAAGGCUCUGGACCCCCCAGUCUGUUCCACUGGCAAGUAGAAAGGUGUGUGAUGUGGCCUGCGGUACCUGGCAUAUAAUGGCAAUAACCACAGGUAAGUAAUUAUCAUCCAUUUCUGUGUGUUCU